Limanda limanda (common dab) is the source of this 1254-nucleotide messenger RNA. RefSeq names its product arrestin, beta 1 (gene arrb1). Gene Ontology annotation, biological process: visual perception; G protein-coupled receptor internalization; signal transduction. Bases 1 to 1254 code for a protein of 417 amino acids. Lineage: Eukaryota; Metazoa; Chordata; Actinopteri; Pleuronectiformes; Pleuronectidae. The record is from RefSeq and is a predicted model, not a curated record. The transcript is spliced from 16 exons. Gene Ontology annotation, molecular function: G protein-coupled receptor binding.
AUGGGAGAUAAAGGAACCAGGGUGUUUAAGAAAGCGAGUCCCAAUGGAAAGCUCACCGUCUACCUGGGGAAGAGAGACUUCGUGGACCACGUGGACCUGGUGGAGCCCGUGGAUGGAGUCGUCCUGAUUGACCCGGAGUACCUGAAGGAAAGGAAAGUGUUCGUGACUCUGACGUGUGCGUUCCGUUACGGCCGCGAGGAUCUGGACGUCCUCGGGCUGACGUUUCGUAAAGACCUGUUUGUUUCUAACAUCCAGUCGUUUCCUCCGCUGCCCGAGGAGAAGAAGAGCCUCACUCGACUUCAGGAGCGCCUGAUCAAAAAGCUGGGAGAACACGCCUACCCGUUCACCUUCGAGAUUCCUGUGAACCUGCCGUGCUCCGUCACCCUGCAGCCGGGACCCGAGGACACUGGGAAGGCCUGCGGAGUCGACUUCGAGGUGAAAGCUUUCUGUGCAGAAAACGUUGAAGAAAAGAUCCACAAAAGGAACUCCGUGCGUCUGGUGAUCCGGAAGGUUCAGUACGCCCCCGAGAAGCCGGGUCCGCAGCCCACGGCAGAAACCACCCGGCAGUUCCUGAUGUCGGACAAACCGCUGCACCUGGAGGCGUCUCUGGACAAAGAAAUCUAUUACCACGGAGAACCCAUCAGUGUCAACGUCCACGUCACCAACAACACAAACAAGACGGUGAAGAAGAUGAAGAUCUCAGUGCGACAGUACGCAGACAUCUGCCUCUUCAACACAGCUCAGUACAAAUGUCCGGUGGCCACCGAGGAGUCCGAUGACGUGGUCGCUCCCAGUUCCACCUUCUGUAAAGUCUUCACCCUCACGCCGUUCCUCGCCAACAACCGAGAGAAACGCGGCCUGGCGCUGGACGGGAAGCUGAAGCACGAGGACACCAACCUGGCGUCCAGCACGCUGUUGAGAGAAGGAGCCAACAAGGAGAUCCUCGGGAUCAUCGUCUCCUACAAGGUCAAGGUGAAGCUGGUGGUGUCUCGCGGAGGGCUCCUGGGAGACCUGGCGGCGAGCGACGUCUCCGUCGAGCUGCCGUUCACUUUAAUGAACCAGAAACCGUUAGAGGACAGUUUGUACAGAGACGCUGCAGAUGAAGCUCCGGUCGAUACAAACCUCAUCGAGUUUGACACAAAUGAUGAUGACAUCAUCUUCGAAGACUUUGCCCGCCAGCGGCUGAUUGGGCCAAAAAACGAUAAUGACGAAGACGAGGAGCCGGUGGACUCGCCACAACUCAACGACAGAUAA